Molecule: messenger RNA, 2451 nt
Organism: Elgaria multicarinata webbii
Lineage: Eukaryota; Metazoa; Chordata; Lepidosauria; Squamata; Anguidae
Gene: PPP4C
Product: protein phosphatase 4 catalytic subunit
Exons: 9
Coding region: 180-1103 (307 amino acids)
Biological process (GO): double-strand break repair via homologous recombination
Cellular component (GO): nucleus; cytoplasm
Molecular function (GO): protein serine/threonine phosphatase activity
Source: RefSeq, a predicted model, not a curated record
AAAAGGUCGCCCCACCGGCGGUCUUCCUCCGAGAAGGAAGCGGAAGUGACGUCCGGUACUCAGUAGUUAGUGGGAGAGCCGGAAAGAGAGAGGGGGAAGGGCCGGGCCCGGGAGCCGGAGGGAGCCGCGGAGCAGCCGCCACCGUCGCCGCCGCUGCUACCGGGUCCCCAGGGGGCAAGAUGGCUGAAAUCAGCGAUCUUGACCGUCAGAUUGAACAAUUGCGGCGCUGUGAGCUCAUCAAAGAGAGCGAGGUCAAAGCCCUCUGUGCCAAGGCCAGAGAGAUCUUGGUGGAAGAAAGCAAUGUCCAGAGAGUAGAUUCUCCAGUAACAGUUUGUGGGGAUAUCCAUGGCCAGUUCUAUGACCUUAAAGAGCUCUUCAGGGUGGGAGGUGAUGUGCCUGAGACCAACUAUCUUUUCAUGGGAGAUUUUGUCGACCGUGGCUUCUAUAGUGUCGAAACAUUCUUGCUGCUGCUGGCACUCAAGGUCCGCUACCCUGAUCGGAUCACCUUGAUCCGUGGCAACCAUGAGAGCAGACAAAUCACCCAGGUAUAUGGGUUCUACGAUGAGUGCCUGAGGAAAUACGGCUCUGUCACCGUGUGGCGCUACUGCACUGAGAUCUUCGACUACCUCAGCCUCUCUGCCAUCAUUGAUGGCAAGAUUUUUUGUGUCCAUGGUGGUUUAUCCCCAUCCAUCCAGACGCUGGACCAGAUCCGAACGAUAGAUCGCAAACAGGAGGUUCCCCAUGAUGGUCCCAUGUGCGAUCUUCUUUGGUCUGACCCUGAAGACACUACAGGCUGGGGUGUGAGCCCCCGAGGUGCUGGCUACUUGUUCGGCAGUGACGUGGUGGCGCAAUUCAACGCAGCAAAUGACAUUGACAUGAUUUGUCGGGCGCACCAGCUGGUCAUGGAAGGGUACAAGUGGCAUUUCAAUGAGACAGUGCUUACAGUGUGGUCGGCUCCCAACUACUGCUACCGCUGUGGAAAUGUGGCAGCCAUUUUGGAACUGGACGAACACCUUCAGAAGGAAUUUAUCAUCUUUGAAGCAGCCCCUCAAGAAACUCGGGGCAUCCCAUCUAAGAAGCCUGUUGCGGACUACUUCCUGUGAAUGCCUCUCCCAUCUCCCCCAUAUGUGCCGCUUCUGUUUUCUAUCCUGGCUGGGGUGGGCAGCCUUUUUUCAAGUUUUGGCAGGGUUCAGGUCUCUUCUCCCCCCCUUUCCCCCUCCUCUUUCCCAAUAAAUUCUCAAUUCUGGACCCCUUAGACUGAAUUAGCCAUCUUUUUCCACACUACUGAAUCCUAGCCAAUCCCCUUAUGAUAACUUCAGGGCUGCCCUAACUUGUAUCCUCCACCUAAAAUGUUUCUUGGGACUUUUGGUCGGAUCACCCCAUGCAGAAACUGAGAGAAGCUGUAGGGUUCUCUGAUUUCAGAGAGGAGUGACUGACAGCUUCCUUGCCCAGCUCUCUGACUCAUCUCCAGUGCUUCUCUACACUCUAGAAGAACUGGAAAUUAUUAGUAGAGAAUGUAUCUGACAGAGAAUUGGACUUGGAAAUAAAGAGAAAUCAGUGGCCAAGAAAUAUCUGAAGCUGGUAGGACUAAAUCUCUUUACUAGUUUCCUGCUCUUAUGCCACUUAGUUACUUCCUGGUUUAUCUCUUUUCUGGGUCAGCUGAUCUUGGAACUCUUACUCUUUUCGUGCCAUUCCAUAACAUUUAGGCAGAGAAACAGGAAGUGCUUUAAACCUUGCUGUGCCUGGUUGCUGGAAGACCUGGAACACUGAUUUCUUGGCACUUCAGUGUUUUGUCUGCUUAAACUACAUGGAAUACAUUGAUCUAGAUUCGGAAUUGGUUCCUCUGUCUGCUGCCACCUCUUGUUCCCAGUUUUUGGCCAGUGGAAGAUUAGACCCAGUUUUUGGCCAGUGGAAGAUUAGACUCACCCAAGUUAUUGUACCAGAAACUCCUGACCUUUCAAAAAGUAGUAGUCCUUUGGGUCACUGGAGGAUCCACCUGCUAUAUGGAAUCCAUUUAACUCUGGGGAUGGAUUUAUUGAAUCUUUUAUUGGCAGAUUUUUAUCCUGGUACUUCUCCUUCCUGCCCCUCUUCUCCCUGCGUGGGGAGACUGGGACCACAUCACGUUAACUAAUUUGACCAAUGGGGCAUGUCCUCUGUCUCCCUCCCUCUGGUAUCCUGCCCACUGUGGGGUGGUGUAUCCAAAUCCCAUCCACUCCCAGGGUCAAAAUUCCCCAUCCCUUUUCCUUUAUUCUUGUGAAGGAAUACUUGGUCCAGAUACCUAUUUAGAGUUAGGGGAGGGAGGAACUUCCUGUCACUUUUCUUACGUUUAGGAGGGACUUUCCCCUCCAUCUCCCAUGAUGUGUCUCUUGCUCUAAUUUUAUUUUGUUUUCAUUUUUUUUCCUAUUUACAACUUUUAGAUAAAAAAUUCUAAUAAAACUAAGAAAAAAUUGA